Molecule: messenger RNA, 357 nt
Organism: Vicia faba (fava bean)
Lineage: Eukaryota; Viridiplantae; Streptophyta; Magnoliopsida; Fabales; Fabaceae
Source: the annotation of a GenBank genome assembly
AUGGGUAGGCAAGAUAAUGAUCCAAAUUCAAAUUCAACCAUGGUGAAGAACUCUUCCAUUGCUCUUCUUCAAGAAAGGUUUAGACAAUUGGAGAAAGUGAAAGAAAGAAGAGAAGGUAAACAACUUCUUAGGUUGUUGUCAUCAUCAGAGACCAACACCAACACAGAACAAAGGUUGAUGGUUAGGUCAAGUUAUGAUCAUGAUUCUCUUUCUCUUGGACUCAACUUGACAUACAAGCAAGGUGAUAAGAACAACACGAAAUCAAACACUUCUUUGAGUGAAUGGUCACAAGGUGCAUCAUCAUCAACAUCAAGAAAUUUUGAUGCCUCAGAUGUUGAUACUUCACUUCAUCUAUAA